AAGUCAUGGAAGAAGUUAACGUGGUUCAAACGAAGGAUGGAACUGUUACAGUAGCUUCUGUGUUUCCUGGACAUCAGGAAGCUAUACAGCAGAGAGACCACAAGUUCUUGAGAAUUGCAGUUGAAGAAGCUUAUAAAGGAGUAGAGUGUGGAGAUGGUGGUCCUUUUGGUGUUAUAAUAGUUCGUAACGAUGAAGUAGUUUCUUGCUGUCACAACAUGGUGCUCAGGAACACAGAUCCUACUGCUCAUGCAGAAGUCACUGCUAUAAGAAAGGCUUCUCUAAACCUUAACAAGAUAGAACUUUCAGACUGUGAAAUGUACGCUUCUUGCGAACCUUGUCCGAUGUGCUUUGGAGCAAUCCACCUCUCACGAGUUAAGAGGUUGGUUUAUGGAGCGAAAGCAGAGGCAGCAAUUGCUGUUGGGUUCGAUGACUUCAUUUCAGAUGCAUUGAGAGGUACUGGAUUCUAUCAGAAAGCACAAUUGGAGAUUAAAAGGGUUGAUGGAAAAGAAGGUAACAUUGCUGAAGAAGUUUUUGAAAAAACAAAGCAAAAGUAUACAAUGUUUUGAAUUUCUAUUUCUGUUUCAUGUACCUGUGAAUUUUGAUUUCACAUAAAUAAUCUUGUUGCUCCCA
Messenger RNA from Vigna angularis (adzuki bean), 630 nucleotides. RefSeq names its product guanosine deaminase. Lineage: Eukaryota; Viridiplantae; Streptophyta; Magnoliopsida; Fabales; Fabaceae. The record is from RefSeq and is a predicted model, not a curated record. Bases 6 to 566 code for a protein of 186 amino acids. The transcript has 5 exons. Gene Ontology annotation, molecular function: guanosine deaminase activity; zinc ion binding. Gene Ontology annotation, biological process: purine nucleoside catabolic process.